AUGAACGUGACAUGGCAAUCCUCUAUCGACCGGACGCUGCGCUCCACAGAGGCGACGCUUGAGCAGCUGCAGCACCGCCGUCUCAGCUACGAUCGCGCGAAGCGAAAGGUCGACGACUACCUUGGCACAUCCCCGAACGUCCACAGCGGUCAACCCGCCCUCGACAUGUUCGACCAGGAUUUCAGUCUACCACCACCCUUGCCACAGCACCUCCGCUACCGUGCCGCGUGCGUGGCAGGGCCGUCUCCGCCGGCGUCGACCUUGCUUGAUUACUCAACCCCGGCGCGGCGGUCGCGCCUACUAUCGUCGGCAGCUGAUGGUGCGGAUCAACGGCCGACUGAUUUGUCGUCCUCACCGCUGCAGCUCGUCAAUGCACAAGUGCGCGGCGCGCUGUUGGAACUGGAGCUUGAGAAAGCGAAGCGGGCCGACAGCGUCCGCGAACUGGCUUACCGCACCACCGCCGAGUUUGCUGAAAUGCGUAGUCUCAUCACGCAGCUGCAGACAGAGAACGGGGCGCUGAAGAAGUCCGUGCGCGCGCUGGAAGGCCGCCUCGGGUGUGGGGGCAACUCGGACGGCUUGCAUAAGAGCGCAGCAAACGGCACAGCUACGACCGACGAUGGUGCGUUCUCCAUUACCUCCUUGGGAGCGCUGGCCCCGCCAACGCGCGCGGGAACGUUGCCUUCUGUGGCUAUCAACAGUCGAUUUGGCCUUGGGCAUGACGCUACGAUGCCUGCCAGUGCAGCGGCGUCUCUCGUGGCCCGCGUGGAAGCGCUCGAGAGCGGCUUUGCUCGGCAGCAGCAGCACAUAGAGGACCGGCAGACACGCGUGACAAGCGCUCUGCACGAACUGGUCAAGGCGGAGGUGGGCUCCGAGAUAUCGCAGGUGCGGGCGCUGGCGCGGGAGGCGGCCCGCGAUAGCGCAGAAGACUUGCUGAAGUUGCGGCUUUCUGCCUUGCAGUCGAGCACUCAGGCAGAUCUUCAGAGGGCGCUGCACGCCGCAUCGGCGAGCGAAACUGUGGCCCAGCACGUACAGCAGCAGUGCCACGAGUCAGAGCAACGGCUAUCUUCGCACAUGCUCAAGGUGCAGGCACAGCUGUCAGAGUGGCAACGCACACACGGCGGCAAUGCAUCGGGCAGCACCACCGUCGCCACGUCGGGGACGAGCCAGCAGGAAAAGGAGCGUGUAGCCGCGGUGGAACGCCGCCUUGACGAGCAGCUGCGCAGCAUGCAAAGUCAACUGCAACAGUACCGUUCCGGUGUCGAGACACAAAUCCACCGCCUGGCACAGCAACACAAUGCGCUCUCCGGCGUGGUGGAAGGGAAGGCUGAUGCCGCUGAGUUACUGGCAGUGCGCGAACAUCUAGGGGAGCAGCAGAGAGGUGACAGCAGUGGAUGGAUGUCACGUGACCAGGUGACCGCCCUGCUUCGGGCGCAGCUGCAGCCCCUUCAUGACGAGAUGCACAAGGCACAGACCAUGGCGCAAGAGAGCCUUGACAAUACCAAUGCUUGGAAGCGGGAAGCUGCGAGGCGCUUUGCCACAGUCGAGGCGGGCAUGAAAGCGCAGUCCGCGGAAACGCAGCAAGAUCAGCAAUGGCAGAGCUGCGCACGUGAUGUACAGCAGGUGCGGACAGAGAUGAACAGCGUCCAGUCCCGCGUCGCCGAGGCAGUACGGCAAGCCAAGACGGAGUUGGUGAACGUCUGGGAUGCCAAACUGCAACUACUGGAGGAGCGUACACAGCAGAUCCACCGAGAGCGCCAGCAGCAAACCGACGCGCAGCUGCGGCAGCUGCAGCAGACACUGGUAGAACAGCAGGAAGCGCUGCAGCGAGCUCGCAUGACAGGGGAGUCCGUGGAAGAGCGCCUACGGCGGACGGAGGCGGCGCUUGCUGCGGUUGAGAUGACCUUGCCACGCACGGCGGAAGAUGUUCGGGUUAAGUACGAGGCGCUGCAGGCAGUCAUGCAGCAGACGUGCGUACUUCCGGUGACUCGGGUGCAACAGGACAUCGACGCAGCACAGCGCAAACUGCAGGCGGUGGAGGAAGACCGGGCAAUGCUGAACAACAGCUGGAAGCAGCAGCUGGCGGAGGCACAGCACUACCACGAGGAACGCGUCCAACACACUCGGGAGGUGUUCGAGCAGCGAUUCGCUCACCACAAGGAGCUCUACGAGGAACUCCGGACGCAGCAAACCUUGCAGCGGCGCGCCACGGAGGAGCAGCAUCAGCAACUCAUGGACCGCGUCCGACACCUUCAACAACAACAGCAUAGGUUCUCGAGCGUGGUGGCGCCGACGACCGUGCGCGAGCAGUCUGCAGAGGUGGCAAGCACUCAUGCUCUGGCGACAGCAGCAUCGACCUCUAUAGCCGGCACGACAGCUUCGGGGGAGUACCAGCGCAGCCUGCAACUGCUAGACAGCAGGCUUCAGGAUCUCGAUAGCCGCCUCGACACAGUGGAGGAAGCAAGCGCUAGUGUACCGCUCACCAUCGCAGACGCGACAAGCUCGGUGGCGAAACGUCUGGAGGGGCUUCAAGAUCGCGUUCAAGCUCAGGUAGAGGACUGGCAGAGGCGGCACAAUGAACUAGAGCGCGAUACAGAACGGCAGCUGAGUGCGCUGUCAAGGAGGUGUUCGGAAACAUUAGCGUUCAUCGACGCUCAGUCGGCGCGCACGACGUGUGCAAUGGACGAGGCACUUUCCCCGCUGAAACUCGUCACUUGUCUUUUGACUGACAAGUCGUGUCUUCAGCACUUGGCGCUUCGCCUGCGAGACCACCUGGCGCUGACACUCGAAGAAACGCCUGCUUUGGCUGACGUGCGGGUGCACUUAGCGACACUCGCAAAGACGCUGGAAGCGGUGCAGGCAUCCAUGCAACAGGCGCAGCAGGAGAUUGCCGGACUCAGUGAAAGGAACCGUGCGGAUCAAGCGCCUGGCGCCGUUCCCCCCUCAAGCUCAGAGAUGGAAUCUGCCACGGCUGCAGAGGCAGCGACUGCAAGACAGGAGAUGCUCGAUCUCAUCCAUAACUUACAGGUAACGCUGGAGGAGCAACGCGGGCGUCAGGAUCACCUCGAAGAAAGCCUGCGUCACCUCACGGUACAGCAACUCGCCACUGUUACCAAGGAGCUCGCCGAGGUCAAGCAGGUAGCAGAGAGCGUCUCGCUGGAGAUUGCCAAGCAUUCCGACCACUGCAACGCACUUCAGUCCGCGCAGCGGCAGCAGCUGCCGACGCUGCAGAAGUACGUGCAGGAUAUCGUCCAGGUGGUCGAGUCGAACCAGUCGUCACAGCUGGACCCGAUCCAGCUGCGGCUGCGCGCCGUCGAGGAUCGCCAGAAGCAUCUGCAGACGCGGCUGGAGGAAGCCAAUGCUACCCAGGAAGCGGAUGUCGUGCAGAGGGUACAAGAGCUGCACAAGAGGAUGGACCAGCAGUCGGAAAAGGUGCACAAAGCUGUUGAGGGGCAACUCGCAAGUUUGCGCGACGAGGUGAUAGCCACACGGACAGACGCCGACUCUCUGGCAAAGCGCGUGGCGGCCACAGAGCAGGCGAGGGAACACGUGACGGGCAUGCUAGCGACUCUGCAAGCCGCGGCGCCACCCGCCAAAGCGGCAGAAGCACUCAUGACACCCGAUGCUGUGGCAGAGGAGCCUUUGGAUAUCAGAGAAAUCGAUGAACGGCUCACUCAACUAGAAAAGCAGGCACACGACUCGGUGUCUGUGACAGCCGAGAUGUUGGGAGCAUUUCGUGAUCAACUUCAGAAUGUUGUGGGUCGCUUUGCGGCGGCCGCCGCGCAGCUUACCGGGCACACAGAGCGCAGUGGCGCAAGAGCGGCGGUGGCUGCCACAGAGGGCGCAUCCUCCCCACAGCCACCCAUUCACAGUCUUGAGGAUGUCUUCUUAUUUCUUCUUGAGCGACUCCUCCAGCUUCAGCAGGCACUGCAACAACUGCAGUCGAGCACAGUGGAUACGCUGGAGAUCCUCGAACGGCACGAAGAGAGUGUCGCGUCACUACCAAUGCUCCAGCACACGGUAGAUUUGAUGGCUGACACCCUCAUGCCACUCGCCGAGCGGCUCGGCGUGGAGAGAGGUGCCGUCUGCACUACUUCACCUCAGCAGCAGCAGCACCACCAUCACCAUAGCCACACCUCGCUAUUCCCGCCCUCACGCAGCAGCAGUGACUCUGAGAACAGUGAGUGGGUCAGUGAGGAACUGCCUGGACACGUUUAG
This is a messenger RNA of Leishmania braziliensis MHOM/BR/75/M2904, 4215 nucleotides long. RefSeq lists its product as hypothetical. Bases 1 to 4215 code for a protein of 1404 amino acids. The transcript has a single exon. The record is from RefSeq and is a predicted model, not a curated record. Lineage: Eukaryota; Euglenozoa; Kinetoplastea; Trypanosomatida; Trypanosomatidae.